Messenger RNA from Porites lobata, 2487 nucleotides. The record is from the annotation of a GenBank genome assembly. Lineage: Eukaryota; Metazoa; Cnidaria; Anthozoa; Scleractinia; Poritidae.
AUGACUUUCGAGCAUGCAUACGAAUUAUACUCUGGCUAUCAAGAAGGGCUUCCAGACAAGGAACAUUUUCGAGACGAAUUGUUAAAUGAUGAACAUGGUUUACCUGUUCUUAUUUUCACUAACCCUUCUGAUGGACAAAGGCUUGUUCUCUUAUCUGGAAAUGGCUUAGAUAUUGCACAGUUUCUGCAUUAUGUAGAAAAUUCACAUGUUUCUGCUGAACAAGAUGAUUCUAGCAAGCGCUUUGAUUUGUGUAAAGAGUCUAUCAACAAGGUAUUACAAUCAAUGGACACAGAAUAUGACCGUGAGUGUGCGAGAGCACUUCUCAGUGCUAAUAGAUCACGUACCGACCUUUGUGAACUUGGAAUGAAGCCAGAUACUGCUGUUAAAGCAGUAGAACAUGUAAAUUAUGUCAUUGAUGAAUAUGAAAAUGCCAAACUUGCUGCAACUGACAUGCUGAACCUACGCUUGCGCGAACGUAAGGGUAAAUUGACCAAAGAUAUAGAUAGCAUCAAGGAAUUGAUUACCAAGAACACGGGAAGCUGGCCCAAGAAGAGGUUAGAUGACCUCCAAGAAAAGCUAACUCUUACCGAAGAACGCUUGAAACAGGUAGACGCAGUAAAAAGUAGAGAGACAAAGUAUGGCAACCAGCAAUUCAGACAGGGGGUAAAGCGAAUUGCUGAUAAUCUGCUGGAAGAAACGCGAAUAAAACGUCGAAAACUGGGUCAAGGAGCUCACAGAAAAGUGGAUAGUGAUGAUGAAGAAUUUGUGGUAAAAUGCAUUGAGGACAAGGCUACAUCACAUGGCAGGCGCCACGACAGUGUGCUUUAUCUGAAUCAUAGAGUAAAAGCAAAGGAUUUCAGAGGCACAGUUAAUUACUUUAGAGCGAGGCUUGGAAAGAAGCUAAUUCGCAGCAAUACUACAAUAUAUAGUAGGUCAAGACCCAAAAAUAGCAGAAGCCUUCAGUCCAAAAAACACAUUGGCAAGGGUCUGUUUUGUGCAAAAAAGCCCCCCAAAACAGAAGAUAAAUCUAACCUUUGCACACAUCAUCAAAGAAGUCAUGUGAAAAACGAAAAGUAUUCAAUGUUUGGCAUGCAAAACAAAGACUCAUGGCAGUUUAACUUAAUAAUCAGUAAAGACGACAAAGCCUACAUUAGGCCAGGAACGGAUGUGGGAAUGACUGGUUCAAGAAAUCAAGUAAUCUUUCAGCCAACAGACGAAGAAAGAGCUAGAAAACUCCCGCAGCAUGAUUUUGCUAAUCCUAAAGUGUAUAUCACUCCUGCUACACAUCGUUUCCUUGAGAAGGAGGGAGAAAUUGUCAGAGAUGAGGAACAGCUGUUUACUAAGACUUAUCAGACUUUUGUAGUCGUUCGCCCCAAGUUUUAUGUUCCUAGUGAUGGUACCACCUGGGCUUCUGAUUAUAUGAGGUUAAGACAUGAAAACCCACAGUUAUAUGAGGUUGGCUUGGAUAUUUUUGAGAAAUACUCACUUUAUUUCUGUAGUCUGUGUGCCAAAGUAAAAGACAAUGUUUCUUAUUUCAUUCAGACAACGAUGGAAGAGGAUGUCAGCUGUGUAACAGAUAAGGUAAACUGCCCUUUCAAGCAGUAUGCGAAGAAACGAAUUGAGCAUUUAUCAAAAGCUUUAUCAAAAGCAAGAGACAUAUGAGAAACAGAGAUGAAAAAUGAUGUAGACCGAGCAGAAAUCGCCAAGGCCAAUGAGCUCAUUGGCUGCAUGUCAACAUUUACAGAGUCUCUCGAAAAUGCUAUUACUCAACUAGAAGCAAAUUCUGUAGAAAGGUUGUGGCAAGUCUUUGAAGGAUUGAUAAAUGACAAUAUCAUAUUGAAGAAGAUAACAGAAUUUAACUUAGCACCAGUUAAACCCUGCAUUUUGGAGCUCACAGACGGAGGUCCAGGUGUAGGGGUGAGCAAUUUUGAAGUCAGGUUCAGAGAUGCUGAGAUUGCCCUGCUUCACAAUUCUGACCGACGUGCUAGACUCCACCGUGCAACUAAUGAUUCCGGUCAGAAUGAAGCAGAACGAAGCAAUGCCUGCAUAGGUGAUGCAUUGGUCGAUGGAGGAAGCCUAAAAUGGGAGUACUAUGAACAACACCAUGGCCUUGAGGAAGAAGAUUUAAAGAGAAUGUCAGCAAAAGAGCUAGAAGAUUUAGAGAAUGACCGAAUGAAGAAAAAUGCAUGGCGAGUUGCAGAAGAAGUGCGAUUGAGGAUAGAUGGUGAGCCUGCACCAAACGGUUUUCUUGGUGCAAUUGUUUCAGAAAAGCCUGGUGAAGAAUUUUUUUACAAUAAGGAAUAUCUAUCUAAGUAUAACAACACUUCAAAGUCAAAGCGACAUGUAAUACCUGGACAUGCCUAUUUUAAUAGAGUUGAAUCCUUUUUUGAGUCACAUUACGAAAGGGGAGAGCUCUAUUUUGAAUUUCUAAAAGGAGAUUGUUCAAGAAAGGGAAAACUGUGUGAGACAUGUAAGGAAAAUGGGUAG